Messenger RNA from Anoplophora glabripennis (Asian longhorned beetle), 894 nucleotides. Its product is annotated as serine protease inhibitor dipetalogastin-like. Gene Ontology annotation, molecular function: protein binding. The transcript has 3 exons. The coding region runs from base 67 to 894 and encodes 275 amino acids. NCBI's taxonomy places the organism in Eukaryota, Metazoa, Arthropoda, Insecta, Coleoptera, Cerambycidae. The record is from RefSeq and is a predicted model, not a curated record.
GAUUCCUAUAACAACACGCCUCGUUCUAGCGAAAUUCAGUAUCUUAAAAUCCCUCAAAACACCAACAUGAAGUUAGCGCUAGCACUGAGCUUGACUCUUUUGUUAUUAGGAGUCUGUUUGGCCGACGGAGACUACCCAGAAGGCAUCUGCACCAUGGAGUACAGCCCCGUUUGCGCUUCCGACGGCAGGACCUACGCCAACGACUGCUCGUUCAAACACCAGCAGAAGAAGGCCCGGAAUCUGAACCUCUUGGGACGCGGUACCUGCGAGCAACUGGCUAGGAGCGGACAAGCGGUACCAGCUCCCGAACUGAUCUUCACAUAUAAAAAGCAAAUUAUAUCACAAUAUCAAACAAGUAGAUAUCUGGAAGCAGAUUUGUUGAAACAGAAAAAAAUGAAGUUAGCGAUUGUGGCAGUUUUUUUCAUCUUGGUGGCAACUUGUGCUGCUGAGACCUCCGACACCCGAGGCUGUAUGUGUCCGAGAAAUUACGAUCCCGUGUGUGCCUCCGAUGGGGAGACCUACUCGAAUCAGUGCCUGUUCGAAUGUGCUCACAAGGUCCACCGGGCCCUGACUGUGGUCAGAGCUGGUACCUGCGAUAACGUCGUGCUCAACAGUAAUCCGGAAUUGAAUAAUAUUAAUUUAUUAGUAUCUGUAAACGCUAGUGCGAAAGCAGACAUGAAGUUAGCAAUUUUGACAGUUUGUGUGCUCUUGGUGGUCUGUUCCACGGUCGAACCAGGCGAAGCUCGUUCUAGAUGUCCCUGUCCGAGGACGUACAUGCCAAUAUGCGCAUCGGAUGGUGAAACUUAUUUAAACAAAUGCCUUUUUAACUGUGCCACGAAGGUGAAGCGUGGACUGAGGAUACUUACAGGAGGACCUUGUGAUAAUUCUGUGUAG